GUUUUGGCGAAUGAAUAUGACAACUUCCUUUUUCUUUCCAACAGUCCAUAAUGACUUCGAAACGAAGAAAUAAUGGACGAAGCAAGAAGGGGCGUGGUCAUGUGCAGUUUGUUCGUUGCACAAACUGUGCUCGAUGUGUACCAAAAGACAAGGCCAUCAAGAAGUUUGUCAUUAGGAAUAUUGUAGAGGCUGCUGCAGUCCGUGACAUCGCUGACGCUAGUGUUUAUGAAGUAUAUGCUCUCCCCAAACUCUAUGCUAAAUUGUUGUACUGCGUUUCUUGUGCAAUCCACUCUAAGGUGGUCAGGAACAGAUCCCGUGAGGCCAGGAAGGACAGAUCACCACCCCUCAGGUUCAGACCAAUGAGGGACAAUGCUGCACCACGCCCUGGGGCCCCCGGCGCUCCCCCACAGACUCGCUAACUCUGUGCAUAAUAAACAGUGACCUGUCAGACUCGUUAACUUUGUACAUCAGUAAAUAGUGAUCCGUCA
Messenger RNA from Magallana angulata, 488 nucleotides. RefSeq names its product 40S ribosomal protein S26-like. NCBI's taxonomy places the organism in Eukaryota, Metazoa, Mollusca, Bivalvia, Ostreida, Ostreidae. The transcript is spliced from 4 exons. The record is from RefSeq and is a predicted model, not a curated record. Gene Ontology annotation, cellular component: ribosome; cytosolic small ribosomal subunit. Bases 51 to 419 code for a protein of 122 amino acids. Gene Ontology annotation, biological process: translation. Gene Ontology annotation, molecular function: mRNA binding; structural constituent of ribosome.